AUGAUAGGAAUGUUUGACUCAAAUGGUGACGGAGCAAUAAACUUCAACGAAUUCCAGGCACGUUCAUCGUGUUUUUCGCCUCCUUUCCAAGCCUUGUGGCAGUACAUUAAUGACUGGACCAAUUGUUUUCGUGGUUUUGAUCUCGACAAUAGCGGUAAUAUCGACAAACAAGAACUUCAAAACGCCUUGUCUCGAUUUGGUAAGUUGUCUUACGCGGCUUUCCAGUACGAUGGGCGGGGAGGGGAGGGCUGUUGGGAGAAUUAG
Molecule: messenger RNA, 264 nt
Organism: Cooperia oncophora
Lineage: Eukaryota; Metazoa; Nematoda; Chromadorea; Rhabditida; Trichostrongylidae
Source: the annotation of a GenBank genome assembly